Molecule: messenger RNA, 1560 nt
Organism: Laccaria bicolor S238N-H82
Lineage: Eukaryota; Fungi; Basidiomycota; Agaricomycetes; Agaricales; Hydnangiaceae
Exons: 5
Coding region: 1-1500 (499 amino acids)
Biological process (GO): ubiquitin-dependent protein catabolic process; regulation of protein catabolic process
Cellular component (GO): proteasome regulatory particle, lid subcomplex; proteasome complex
Molecular function (GO): enzyme regulator activity
Source: RefSeq, a predicted model, not a curated record
AUGACCGACGUUGAGAUGAAGCCAGCCGACAAGGCGAACGACGAGAAGAAGAAGGAAGACGACAAAACAACCCUCCCGCCACCACCAACCCCAGUUGAGGAGAUAAAGUCUAACACUACUCUCAUUGAACGCGCGGUCUCAACUCUCGAGCCGCGCUUCACCAAUCGUGUCUUGCGCACCCUGACGGCUUUGAGAAAACGCGUCGACGACACUGUGCUAAGAACAGCUAUCGAAGAACUAUACGGCAAAGGUGAUAGACCUGUGAAGAAGACCCUUCUCUCAUGGCUUCCUACUGGUCCCAUUACGACCGACCAUUCAAUGGAGGUUGAUCUCUCUGACAAGUCCGAUGCGCCAGAACCCGUGCCAGAGGCUGAGAUCUACAUCCGUCUCCUUAUGCUUCACCACUUGCUCAAGGAGGAAGACACUCAAAGCAAAGCCCUUGAACUUGCUCAUGAAACUGUGGAGAAGAUGCAAGCACUCAAUCGACGGAGUAUGGACGCUAUUGCUGCAAAGAUCUGGUUUGCAGUUGACAGGGCAUAUGAUCUUGCAGGCGAGUUGGCCGAUGCACGACCACUAUUUCUCGCCGCCCAGCGUACGGCGUCUUUGCGGCACGACGAUGAAGCUCAGGCCGCACUCAUCAACUGUCUUUUGCGCAGCUACAUUCAGUACAACCUCUAUGACCAAGCCGACAAGCUCGUGUCGAAAACAACCUUCCCCGUGUCUGCCAGCAAUGCUCAAUACGCUCGAUACCAUUUCUACCUCGGCCGUAUAAGGGCCGUGCAACUAAAUUAUACCGAGGCACACACCAAUCUCCAGCAAGCUAUCAGGCGUGCUCCAGCAGCAAAAGUAGCACCAGGUUUCUACCAAGCCGUGCACAAGUACUUUGUCGUUGUCGAGUUGCUUAUGGGUGAUAUCCCAGACCGAUCGCUCUUCAGACAUGUCGUUUUAGAAAAGGCACUUAUCGCCUACUUUGAUAUCGUCAAAGCCGUACGCACGGGCUCUCUUUCCCAAUUCCAAACAACCCUCUCAAAACACGCCGACCAAUUCGAAGAAGACAACACCUACACCCUCAUCGUCCGUCUCCGCCAAAAUGUCAUUAAAACAGGCAUUCGAAGGCUCUCCCUCUCGUAUUCGCGUAUCUCCCUUCGCGACAUUUGCGUCAAGCUCCAUCUGGAUUCGGAGGAGGACGCUGAGUAUAUCGUGGGCAAGGCUAUUCGUGAUGGGGUCAUUGAGGGCCGCAUUGUCCAUGAGAAAGGGUGGAUGGAGUGCGGGACGCAGAAGAGUGGUUAUGGGCCUGAGGUUAGUGAGGUGUUUGGGAGACGAAUUGCGUUUUGUUUGGAUCUACACAAUCAGAGUGUGAAGGCGAUGAGAUAUCCACUCAAUGCACAUCGGAAAGAGCUUGCUGCUGCUGAGGGGGCGAGGGAACGAGAGAAGGAGCUUGCUAAGGAAAUUCAAGAUGGAGAUUUGGAUGACGAAGACCUUGGUGGCGGCGACUUUUGAUUCCUUUGCGUUGUAAAAAGAGUACUAGAAUUUCUGAGAGGCCUUGGCUGAUAGUCUCCC